Seminavis robusta is the source of this 1998-nucleotide messenger RNA. NCBI's taxonomy places the organism in Eukaryota, Bacillariophyta, Bacillariophyceae, Naviculales, Naviculaceae. The record is from the annotation of a GenBank genome assembly.
UUGUACAGGUUCGGUAUGCGGAGCGUCACGCUUCCGGCGACCUAGUCGGUUGUUGGCGAUUUCUCUCCGAUGGAGCGUCCCUUGUUGAACACCACAACCUCUUCUUGAACCUAGUCCAUCUCCACCAUGAUGCUCCGAGUACGCGUCCUAGCGCUGUCAGUGGCGGCCUUGUUCAGCACUGUCGCUGGUUCCAGGCACAGUAUCAACAGAAAUACAGAGAUCAGAUCAAGUUCCAAGCUUGGCAAGCAACUAUUGGCACAAGCACGGCCGGUGGAUGGUGGCCGUAGUUUGAACGAAGAUGUGGAUUACUCCUUUGUUGCCGAUUACAGUCUGAAAUUCCAAGGAUGCCAUCAUGUUCAGCAAUGGAAUGAAUAUGCAGAGGAUGAAGACGAUGUCCGCGUCAAGACAAAGCGGCUGGUGCGCUUUCGUCUGUGUGAAUCCGAUUCUUGCAGCAAUAGCAACUCGGCAGGUUGCACUUCCAAGUUUGGCGACUAUGUAGUGGACAUGAACACCUUUGUGGCUGCAUAUCUCGAGGCACUGGAGGAAGAGCAAGAAGACAUCUGUCAGGAUGCCACUUAUGACUGUCAAGACGAGUGCUACGGAAAUGACGAUGCAGCUACCUGUAUGAGUGCUUGCUAUGACGCCUAUGAUGUGUCCUUCUGCAACAACCUCUACAAUGAUGAUGGAAACCAACAAAACAACGAGGACGAAGAAUUUGACGUUUCGGAAUAUGCUGAGUGUGCGGAAUUCAAACAGCGACGUCGUUUGGAAAACAACAAUGGCUACGAAUACUACAUUGGUCCCUACUGUGCUGACCAAGGUGGAGAAAUCCAUUUGGGAGUCUUCACCGAUGAUACCUGCACAACUUACGCUCAGAACGGCGAGAGUACCUUCUACAACAUGAUGGGAUACAAUCUACCUUAUUCGGAUGACUCAUUGGUUUCUUCUCGAUGCUUUGCAUGUGGCCAAAACGACGGAAAUGGAAACGAACUCAAGGACUUUUGUGCAAAUAUCUACGAUUACGCAGGAAAGUGCGAGACUAGAAUGAACAUUGGUUACCCCAAUGAGAGCUCUUGCUCGUACAUUGAAGGUAUCAAGAUUAUCCGUGAAGACGGUGUCAUUCGUACCUCCACAGUGAAGAAGUCCAAGGCAGCUGCCGUCUGCAUCGGACUGUUCCUCACUCUGGCUGUUCUACUAGCCGGGUAUGUCUAUUACCUGCGUACCAAACUCGGAAGAGCACAGAUCAACCUCGCUGCUGCAACACAAUCGUUGACCUAAAAUUGCAUAUUCGCAAAGAACAAGACGUCAGAGCCUCGCUUCACUUUGUAUCACCACCUCAUCAAUAUACUACAGUAAAUAAACUAGUAAAGAGCCGUAUAUGUCACUGCGCAAGAUUGGUUCUAUCUACUAGCUAGCUCCUUCCGCAAUCGAGCAGGUUGCUGUCAGAGGCAGCAGAACCGGUACCAUACCGCACGACUGAGACUCAAAACUUUCAUGCACGGCCGCAUCAUGGCCGAACGGAUUGUGCUACUAGUAGUACGACUGUAGUCUACCAAAGGGCCAACGCAUCAUCAGCCCAAUGCCUACCGGCACCUCUAGGUCAAUACUGUACCAGUAUUCAUCUUGAAGGAGCACCCCCCUCCUCCUAACUAAAGGGCCAGCCAACACCAAGUAUGGAUCCCUCGGGUUGGAUCUACCCUUUGAACCCAACAGCUUUGUUGCCGGUGAAAUGAUUGUGGGAUUCCCCGCUAUUACCGCCUGCCAAGACGCAAACCUGUCCAAGGAGAGUGAGGAAGAUUCCAUUUUGAAUCAUUGGCCCAAUGCCUACCUGUAGGUCAAUGGUACCAAGAUUCAUCUUGAAGGGGCACCCCCCUCCGAAUCGUACCGUACGGUACCAAUAAGCUGUCCAGCCAACGGUACCGUACGACCGCCCAGGGAGCAACACGAAUCUUUACUGCCACUUGGCAGCGGUUCUUCUCGGUUGUAUGCAUUAUUUAU